AUGCGCAUGCUCAGACCAACCGCCCACCGUUUCCUCGAGGACGGUACCAACAUCUUUGCUUUGAUUCCGCACAGGUGUUACCGGCUUUGCUCUGCCUCAGUGGUCUUCUUCUGACCCGCGAUGUCUCGCCUGCUGUUGCUCUGUCCUUCCCUUCUCCACCACCACGUCAUCUUCUUCUUGAAACCUGGCGGUCGCCUCACCCACUCAGGACAGCCACGCCACCGAGUUCUGUCACCCACGGAAUCAGCUGUUGGAAUUGCAGUGUUUUUUACGACCUUUUUCAUCCCCGCUGCAUAUGUGCUAAGCAACCUGAACCAGUUCAAAAGACAGUAGAUGCAAGAUGACGUUGAGCAUCACUGCAGGUCCAAAAUGCCUUCAUUAAAAGCAUUUACACGAAAAAAUUGCUUCGUUGAACCUAUUGUGAAUAUUCAUAACUGUAUGUCUGUGUGUUCUGCACUUUUUUUCUGACUGUGCAUUAUAUGGAUGGCAAAAAUAAUCUGCCUAAGUGUUAAGUAAAACAGAAACACUUGUUUGUGCUUA
This is a messenger RNA of Myodes glareolus (Bank vole), 540 nucleotides long. It is a transcript of the gene Cox8c, whose product is annotated as cytochrome c oxidase subunit 8C. The record is from RefSeq and is a predicted model, not a curated record. Gene Ontology annotation, biological process: mitochondrial electron transport, cytochrome c to oxygen. NCBI's taxonomy places the organism in Eukaryota, Metazoa, Chordata, Mammalia, Rodentia, Cricetidae. Gene Ontology annotation, cellular component: mitochondrion; respiratory chain complex IV.